GCAAAGGUGUAAUGGUAAUGGGUGGGUUACAGUGUCGGUAGUCCCCGAUUUUUACGUGGUGGUGUGCAAUUUUAUAGUUUUUAUGAAAAAUCUUCGUGACACGAUGAGCAGCUACGACAGUUCCAAACUCAGUGACUUCUCAUACGACGACAGUUGCGACUCAGGAUUCGAAUAUUCCUUCAAAUCAGAGUCUUCAGAAAUCGUAGACGAUCGCAGCGACUACAUCGACUUAGACAACGAAUUAUCUUCGCCGGUGAAAAGAAAACUACCAGAAAAUUUCAACCGAGAGCUUUAUGACAAAUUCAAUGCUGCCUUUCAUAGUAGCCUUAUCGAACGUGUCAAACCACCAUUGUUGUACGAACCCUGGAAAUCUUCUCCUGAACCAUGGCGGUCCUCACCAACCUACGAGUCCAACCCAUUUGAAAACGACAGCGAAGAGUUAGAAUUCUUUUGUAGACUACGCAACAACGAAGAUAAAUGUUCGACCCCAGUCAAAGAGAAACCAAAACGACGGUACGCCACUGGCCGUAAUCGAGUAUCUCGAGCCAAAAGUCCCACGCAGAUAAUGCGAAUAAAAAAAGUACGAAGACUGAAAGCUAACGAUAGAGAAAGAAAUAGAAUGCACAUGUUAAACGAAGCUCUUGAGCGUCUUCGGUGCGUUUUACCUACGUUUCCUGAAGAUACGAAGCUCACGAAGAUCGAAACGUUGCGAUUCGCUCACAACUACAUUUACGCUUUAUCGCAAGCUCUCAAUGACAUAGAGAUGUAUUCCAGCGGUGGUGAAAACAUUACUGUGAAUGUUGGAAACGUAGUUGUGUCCAUCAGUAAGAAUGGUAAUGCUAUAACAGCUAAGAAUUUAGAACAAAAGUUAGGCCAAGCUGUGGUUACCAGUGGUAGCAUUACAAAUGCUAGUUUUAUGCAAGAUUACAAUCAAGAUACCAACAAUUUUGCUACAAAUACCUAUGAGUACAAUUGCAAUACGGAACUUCAAACCUAUUGUGGUCAACAACAGUACGAACAGUAUUCAAACAGUUCAAAUUUUGGACAUUAUAAUAGUUACCAAAUGGGGUACGAUUAUAAUAGUUGUAUGAAGGUAUAGUGAUGCUAGAAAUAUAGAUAUUGUAGCUAUAUUUUUUUUAUAGAGAGUUUUUUAAAAGCAUUUAUAGUUGAUGGCAUAUUUUUGCAAAUAUAGGUUUCUAUCUUAGGUGGUCAUUUAAUAUGUAUCAGAAAAUAUUGGAACUAUAUCCUUUUUUUCCUACUACUUUAUGUCUUCCGUCUUCCAUCUUUAGUUUUCCGUCUUCCAAUUCUUCGUCCGGUUGUUCCAUAGGUCCUCUUUGGCUAUUCCUUUGCUCCAAAUUUUUUCGGUCUACCUCGUUUUCUCUUUACUUCUGGUUGCAAUUUAAGUAAUUCCUUUGGUAUUCUUUAUUCACCCAUUCUUUGUAUAUGUCCGAAACAGAUAAGUUGUUUUGUCAAUAAAUCAUCCGUGAUUGUUCAUUGCACUCCCAUUAUUUCUGUAAUCCCAUCCGUCAUCCGUUCGUUGGUAAUCCUUUCUCUUCUAGAUCUUCCUGCAGCUUUUCUCCAAAAAUCCAUUUCCGUUGCUUUCAGCGUUGCCAGUGUUAUUUUUUUCAAUGGCCAUACAUCAAACUUUAUAUACGUUUCAUUAUAGUCUCAUUUAUCUUUUUAAUUUUCUUUGCUGAUAAAUUGGUCCCAUAAAAUGCUGUUUUACAUUGUGAUGGCUUUCUAUGGCUUUGUCUAAUGUUUCACCGUGCGAAGUAUUGAUACCUACAUAUAUAAGUAUUAUUUUUUUAAUUUUUAAUUAAAGUAAAGUAAACAAGGGAAAUUUUUUACCUAACUAUUUUGGGUUUUAAAAGAAUGUUUUAAUAAAUGUAAUAUAUUGGACUUUUUAAUAUUUGAAUUUAUAAAAUUUUCAGAAAAUUUCUGUGAAUUUAUUAUGAGAUGUAUCUUCAUCAUCCUCUUUAAAUUAUUACUCUAUAUUUCUCAUUCUUAAUCUUGGGUUAUCAUAGGUCUUUGUUGAUCUUUUCCUUCUAAAUUUAGGUACAACCACAGUAAUCCAUUGGAAUAUUUGUAUCACAUAAUCAAUGUAUCCUCGUCACCAGCUAUUACAUCCAUCAUCGGAUAUAAGCCUACCUUAGGUGUGUCCAUUUAUUUCUGUUAAUUGCAUUUUGCAUCCAUCCGUUGAAUGUCGUCAGUCCAUCUUGAAUCAGGUUUGUAUCUACUUCUUUUACUUGUUCUUCGUCCAAUUAGCUUCGUCCAAUAGUUGUCUUUCAUUAUUCCUAUGUGUCCUGCCCAGUUGUAUUUUAACAUAUUUUGGAAUAUUUUGGAUUACACAAAUUACUUUUGAUCUUGUUCUUAUUUUUUCAUUGAUUCUUCAACUUUAAUUAAAUAUUAGAUAGGUUUUAUAGACCACUUGAGUGUGAAAUAACCUAAAUGAAAUAUUAUAGGUAUACCUAUUUUGUCAUGAUCUAGUCACGGUAUUCUAGUCUAGUCUAAAAAUGUGAUUUCUUAUAUUAAAUCUAUUUUUGUAUAAAAGAAAUUGUAUAUGCAAAUAAUAUUUUUCAAUAAAGAGUUUACUAUU
Molecule: messenger RNA, 2596 nt
Organism: Diabrotica virgifera virgifera (western corn rootworm)
Lineage: Eukaryota; Metazoa; Arthropoda; Insecta; Coleoptera; Chrysomelidae
Gene: tap
Product: neurogenic differentiation factor 6-B
Exons: 2
Coding region: 83-1099 (338 amino acids)
Molecular function (GO): protein dimerization activity
Source: RefSeq, a predicted model, not a curated record